AUGGCGUCAAGGAAAGUACUUCUUCUUGGCCUUUUGAUAUCUCUUUCAUGUUUGUGGGUAGCUAAAGCAUUGGAGGGAGAUGCAAACGUUGGGGAAGACGUGAAAGAUGUAACGAUACAACGUGGAGGAACUUGCAACAACGAUAAGACUUGUCGUGCUACAUGUCCAGGUUGUGCGAUAACAAAAUGUAUUUUCCAACAGUGUGUUUGCGAUCGAUGUAACCCUCCAAAACCAAAUUUACGUGUUAGAAGAGAAAGAUUUAGUGGAGAAAUGAGAGAUGCAACGACUCAAGGUGGACGUGGAUGA
Molecule: messenger RNA, 306 nt
Organism: Eutrema salsugineum
Lineage: Eukaryota; Viridiplantae; Streptophyta; Magnoliopsida; Brassicales; Brassicaceae
Product: defensin-like protein 266
Exons: 2
Coding region: 1-306 (101 amino acids)
Source: RefSeq, a predicted model, not a curated record